Molecule: messenger RNA, 1963 nt
Organism: Durio zibethinus
Lineage: Eukaryota; Viridiplantae; Streptophyta; Magnoliopsida; Malvales; Malvaceae
Product: NADH dehydrogenase [ubiquinone] flavoprotein 1, mitochondrial
Biological process (GO): mitochondrial electron transport, NADH to ubiquinone
Cellular component (GO): respiratory chain complex I
Molecular function (GO): 4 iron, 4 sulfur cluster binding; FMN binding; NAD binding
Source: RefSeq, a predicted model, not a curated record
UCAAACAGCAUCCACGCUAUCUCCAUUUGUAGUUACCGUAGCCAACUAUUCCCCAUCCUCGGAGUCCUUUAAGCUUUCCUCCGCCGUUGUUUCUGAAUUUUGUAGUCGAGCUGAAUCGCGAAGCAUCGAGGCUCAUCUGCGACAUUUCACGCUAUGGCACCCACAAAGGGCAUUCUUCCCUUGCAAAGGGCAGCUUUGUUCAAGUAUAGCAGUGAGAGGUGGAGUCUAGGCAUUAGGUCAUUUAGCACUCAAGGUGCAACAACUGCUGGUGCUCCACAGCCUCCCCCUCCUCCACCACCAGAGAAAACCCAUUUUGGUGGUCUAAAAGAUGAAGACCGGAUUUUCACCAACUUAUAUGGGUUGCAUGACCCUUUUCUCAAAGGUGCCAUGAAACGUGGUGACUGGUAUAGGACAAAGGAUUUAGUACUCAAGGGUGCUGAUUGGAUUGUCAAUGAAAUGAAGAAGUCUGGACUUCGAGGACGUGGUGGUGCUGGAUUUCCAUCCGGCCUCAAAUGGUCUUUCAUGCCAAAAGUAUCUGAUGGCCGUCCUUCUUAUCUUGUUGUAAAUGCUGAUGAAAGCGAACCUGGAACAUGUAAAGACAGGGAAAUCAUGCGGCAUGAUCCACACAAACUAUUGGAGGGUUGCUUGAUUGCUGGGGUUGGGAUGAGAGCUACAGCUGCUUAUAUCUACAUAAGGGGUGAAUAUGUGAAUGAACGUAAAAACCUUGAAAGAGCUAGAAAAGAAGCUUAUGAGGCUGGACUUUUGGGCAAAAAUGCAUGUGGUUCUGGUUAUGAUUUUGAUGUUCACAUCCAUUAUGGUGCUGGUGCUUAUAUUUGUGGUGAAGAAACAGCACUUUUGGAGAGCCUUGAAGGUAAACAGGGGAAACCCAGAUUGAAGCCUCCUUUCCCUGCUAAUGCAGGAUUGUAUGGCUGUCCCACCACUGUCACAAAUGUGGAAACAGUGGCUGUUUCUCCUACAAUAUUAAGACGUGGUCCAGAGUGGUUUGCCAGUUUUGGGAGGAAGAAUAACUCUGGGACAAAACUGUUUUGUGUUUCAGGUCAUGUAAACAAGCCUUGCACAAUUGAGGAGGAGAUGAGUAUACCACUUAAGGAGUUGGUAGAGAGGCACUGUGGAGGUGUGAGAGGUGGAUGGAACAAUUUACUUGCAGUAAUACCAGGAGGUUCAUCCGUUCCACUUUUACCCAAGCACAUAUGCGAUGAUGUCCUGAUGGAUUAUGAUGCACUCAAGGCUGUCCAGUCAGGACUGGGAACUGCCGCUGUAAUUGUGAUGGAUAAAUCAACUGAUGUUGUAGAUGCAAUAGCAAGGCUUUCUUACUUCUACAAGCACGAGAGUUGUGGACAGUGCACACCCUGCAGGGAAGGGACUGGGUGGCUAUGGAUGAUCAUGGAAAGAUUGAAAGUUGGGAAUGCAAAGUUGGAAGAGAUUGACAUGCUUCAGGAGGUAACCAAGCAGAUUGAAGGGCACACAAUCUGCGCUUUGGGUGAUGCAGCAGCUUGGCCUGUGCAAGGUCUUAUACGGCAUUUUAGGCCAGAGCUGGAGAGGAGGAUUAGAGAGCGAGCAGAAAGGGAGUUGCUGGCAGCUUCUGCUUAAUUUCUGCUCGGCUGCGGAAGAGCUUGAGUGGGUGUGUCAGGCCAAAGACUAGACCAGAAAUAGUGAGCUCAACCUGCUUGAGGAGAUCUGGAUCUUCAUCCUAAAAAGCUUGAGCUUGCUCGUUAACGAGCAUGGUCCAAUUCUUAAUCCCAGUUUCUCAGAUCCAGCUACAGGUUUGCUGAUUAGACCAUGAAUGUCAGUUCCGACCGCCUACAUGGUAGUCGUUAUAAUGGCUAGAACAUGUGAAUUUUCAACCCUUCUCAGCCCAUGGGAGGCUUUGGUGAGGCACGGUGUCACUAGUCUUGAUGUACCUAAAUAUUAAAGAAAUGAUUAAUCCCGCGAUUGGCUAGGA